AACCCUGUAUUAAAAAAAAAAGGAUAAUUGGAAAGAAACAAAGAAACAUUCCACCACAAAGCGUGUUCCAAUCUCUCCCGCUCUCUCUUCUCUCUACACACACCGGAACUGACUGAGAGAGUAUGUCGGAUCCUGAUUUGUCUCUUCCUCUCAUCACAUCCGACCAACCAGAGGUCCUCAUCUCAAUCGAUGACGACGGAGAAGACUCGGUACUCGAUCAUCAAGACCAAAACCACCACCCUCGUGGUCUCCAAUUCGACAAUCUCAAUCCGGUUAACCCUUUCCGGUUUCUCAGCGACGCCGAGCCUCCGGUUCAAAACCCCACCACGGUUGAUCCGUUUCGGAACGACACACCAAGAGUGUACGGACUCUACGAAGCGGUCAAGAUCGUGAUUUGCCUCCCGCUUGCUUUGGCUCGGCUUGUUCUCUUCGGUGUUAGCUUGGCUGUUGGUUACUUGGCCACGAAGGUAGCACUCGCUGGGUGGAGAGACAGACACAACCCUAUGCCUCGAUGGAGAUGCAGAAUCAUGUGGGUCACUCGCUUCUGUUCCAGAUGUAUCCUCUUCUCUUUCGGUUAUCAGUGGAUACGACGAAAAGGGAAACCUGCUCGAAGAGAGAUUGCUCCCAUCGUUGUAUCAAACCAUGUUUCUUAUAUUGAACCAAUCUUCUACUUCUAUGAGCUAUCACCCACCAUUGUUGCAUCCGAGUCCCAUGAUUCACUUCCUCUUGUUGGAACUAUUAUCAGGGCUAUGCAGGUGAUAUAUGUUGAUAGAUUCUCACAGGCAUCAAAGAAGGACGCUGUGCAUGAAAUAAAGAGAAAAGCUUCCUGCGGUAGAUUUCCUCGUCUGCUGCUAUUCCCGGAAGGAACCACUACCAAUGGGAAAGCUAUUAUUUCCUUCCAACUCGGUGCUUUCAUCCCAGGUUUCCCCAUUCAACCUGUCGUCGUCCGGUAUCCCCAUGUACAUUUUGAUCAAUCCUGGGGAAACAUUUCUUUGUUGAUGCUCAUGUUCAGAAUGUUCACCCAGUUUCACAAUUUCAUGGAGGUGGAAUACCUUCCAGUAAUUUAUCCCAAUGACAAUCAAAAACAAAAUGCUGUGCGUCUCUCGCAGAAGACAAGUCAUGCAAUUGCAUCAUCUUUGAAUGUCGUCCAAACAUGUCAUUCUUAUGGGGACUUGAUGCUACUCAACAAAGCAUCUGAGUUAAAGCUGGAAAAUCCUUCAACUUACAUGGUUGAAAUGGCAAAGGUUGAGUCGCUAUUUCAUAUAAGCAACUCAGAAGCAGUGCGGUAUUUGGAGACAUUUUCUUCCAUGAAUCCGGAUUCAAGUGGAUGUGUUACGCUUCAUGACUUUCUUCGGGUUCUCAAAUUGAAGCCUUGCACUCUUUCUAAAGAGAUAUUCGGGUUCAUCGAUGUGGAGAAGACAGGAUCAAUCACUUUCAGACAGUUCUUGUUUGCCUCGGCUCAUGUAUCAACACAGCCACUUUUUCAGCAAACAUGCGAGCUAUCCUUUUCACAUUGUGACGCAGAUGGAGAUGGCUAUAUCUCCAUUCAAGAACUUGGAGAUGUACUGAAACCCACAAUCCCAAACUUGACCAAGGAUGAGAUUCAAGGGCUGUACAUUUUGCUUGAUGACGACAAAGAUCAAAGAAUCAGCAAGAAUGAUUUCUUGUCCUGCUUAAGAAGAAACCCUCUGCUCAUAGCUAUCUUUGCGCUUACCUUGGCUCCAACAUAACACAUAGAGACAAGAUUGUGACUUUGUCUUGUUGUAUCAUUAUAUAUACCUUUUGUUUUCUUUUGAUAUAGUAAAAAAGAAAGGGGCUGCUAAGUUUUAGUCC
Raphanus sativus (radish) is the source of this 1833-nucleotide messenger RNA. Its product is annotated as lysophospholipid acyltransferase LPEAT2. The coding region runs from base 123 to 1730 and encodes 535 amino acids. NCBI's taxonomy places the organism in Eukaryota, Viridiplantae, Streptophyta, Magnoliopsida, Brassicales, Brassicaceae. Gene Ontology annotation, molecular function: lysophosphatidylethanolamine acyltransferase activity; calcium ion binding. Gene Ontology annotation, biological process: phospholipid metabolic process. The record is from RefSeq and is a predicted model, not a curated record. The transcript has 14 exons.